AUGGGCCAGACGGCAUCCGUCCCACAGCCUGGAACAAAGUUCCAAGUCAUCGGUGCCGGCCUACCGCGAACUGGAACAGCGUCAUUUAGCAGAGCGUUGGAAAUUCUUUUUGACGCUCCAGUGUUCCAUUGCGGGACCCAGGCCACGCUCGGCCCUACCAGCCAAAUCAAACGAUGGAAGAAAAUCCUACGAUGCUGGCUGGCCGGUGCAGACUCCGAUAAGCAGGCCAUGUUUGAAGUGCUGCACCAACAGAUGGAUGGCUAUUCUGCAAUUACUGAUUCCCCGGGGUCCCAAUUUGUGCCGGAACUCAUGGAGUUGUACCCCGAUGCGAAGGUGGUUUGCACCAUUCGCGACCCAGUUGCAUGGGAGAAAAGCAUGGACCAAGUUCGAGGACAAACGGUGCCCUGGUGGCUCCCCAUUGUUCUCCUCCCUCUUCCUGGCUUAACUCACUUCAUCCCAUAUCUCUACCUGCUAGCGGCCCAGUAUGAGAGACUCUACGAAGAAAAAAUACCCACGCGCGAGACCUAUCACCGCCACAUUGCCUGGCUCCAGAAGGUGGUUCCGGAAGACCGGCUGUUGCUCUUCGAUGUGAAGGAAGGUUGGGAGCCUCUAUGUAAAGCUCUUGGUAAAGACAUCCCUGAGGAUCAGCCCUUCCCUCAUGUGAACGAUUCCGAUGCCAUGCUUGAGAUCUCCAGGAUACAUGUUCGGCGGGGCUUAACCCACUGGGCUGUGAUUCUUGCCGUCGGUGCUGCAGCAGUUGCGUGGACUGCACGCCGUUAA
This is a messenger RNA of Penicillium macrosclerotiorum, 780 nucleotides long. RefSeq names its product sulfotransferase family protein. NCBI's taxonomy places the organism in Eukaryota, Fungi, Ascomycota, Eurotiomycetes, Eurotiales, Aspergillaceae. The transcript has a single exon. Bases 1 to 780 code for a protein of 259 amino acids. The record is from RefSeq and is a predicted model, not a curated record.